UUUUCAAAGUUACCGGAUGAUCAUUGCGGGAGGGCGCCUUAUAAUCAUAAUAAGAACAAGGACGGGUCCAACCAUAAUACAUGUUAUGGACAGGCUGAGACCGGCAUAAAACUGACUGAUGACAUUUCAAACUCAAUUCCCUUUUGUGUACAACACCUUUCUUAUAGUUAAAAAUGGUUGCUAAAUCCAUACUGUAAUAAUUCUUGUAAUCUACAAGAGGACUCCAGAAAGAAGGGAAAACAAGAACAACUGUAACUUGUGUGGGCUGUGAACGGAAACUGCAAAUCAAAGUGGCAAGUAAAAGAAACUUAGAACAGCAUUAGCCGUGAAAUCAAUAACAGGAAAUCCAGCAGAAAUUUCAACUACAACUGUUGGGAUUAUAGAGGCUACUAGAAAAAAUAAGUGAGAAAGUCAGUGAGUUGCACUGCUUAAUUCUCUACCUGGCUCUAGUAUUUUCUUUUCCUUAUUGCAUUAAAUAUUUCUUAACUCAGGCUUAUUGUACAAAAUAACAAUUCCUCCCUCCCUCUCCAUCUCUCUCUCCAAUUCCACUCCUCAGGGAGUAAUCACUAAUGAUAGUUUGGUGGUAUCCAAACAGGCUUUUCUGUAGCCUUGUUCUCCAAAAAGUUUAACGUGUUCCUUGUGAUACACAGUUCCUUUAGAGUCAAACCAGAACUAACUAGCUUUUCACCUCCUUAUUAAUAAAAUGACAAAUUUUUAUUGAUAAGACAGGAAACAGUCUUUUUUUCUUCUUGAGGCCAGAAAGGCAGACAUUAAGUGCUAGAGCAUUCUAAUUUAGCCUACUGGGAAAUCAAAACCUAAAAGACAGGAGAGUAUGUCAGUUUUCAGAGACAACAAUUUAAAAAAGGCAACAGUCCAAUUUUGUUUUUCAGAGAAACUGAAACCUAGCUUUUCCCCUGGGCCUGCUUUUCUUCAGAGGGCUCAGCUUUCAGAGCCAUUUCUUUCCUCCCGUCCUCAGUCAAGCCGCAGACACCGAAUAACUCAGAGCUCCAGGAGUUUUCUCUUUGACACCCCAACCCAGAGGAAUCUUCUAAUUCCCAAGAGAGAAAAUGGAGAUGCAGAAAUCAUCUUUGGUGGUAGAAUUAUCUUACCCAGAUUUGGUCAUCAGUGUAGGAGAAAUAACUCUUGGUGAAGCUAACAGAAAAAAGCUGCAGAAAACUCAAAGAGAGAAAGAGAGGGAGAAGUUUACACAGGCUGCAUGUGCUUUAUUAAACUCAGGAGGAGGAGUGAUUCGGAUGGAAAUGGCAAACAACGAUGAGCAUCACGUGGAGAUGGGACUGGAUUUAGAAGAGUGUUUGAGAACACUUAUUAUGUCUAAAGAUUUGCAGGCUUUCUUUGAUACUAAGCAACAAGGGAGGUGUUAUUACGUUUUUGUUAAAUCUUGGAACAGUGACCCUUUCCCUGAAGACCGGUCCAUCAAACCCCGCAUUUGCAGCCUGAGCUCUUCGUUAUACUGUAGGUCUCUCACCUCUGUGGUUUGCAUGGAUUCAAGUGAGGCAUUCAAUUUCCUGAAAACCAAGAAAAGAAAUACAGAAACCUUGAAGGAAGAACCUUCUUGUAAAGUUCGCAGGGUUACACCUCGAUACCAUAACUCGAAUCCUGCUUACCUAAUUUUCGAAAGAGACCAGCUUGAAUAUGGUGAAAUCCUGCCUUUUCCUGAGUCUCAACAUGUAGAGUUUAAACAAUUCUCUACAAAACACAUCGUAGAGUAUGUAAAAAGCACAAUUCCAGAGUACAUCUCUGCAUUUGCAAACACUGAAGAAGGCUAUCUUUUUAUUGGAGUGGAUGAUAAGACUAAGAAAGUUCUGGGAUGUCCUAAGGAAAAUGUUGACUGUAACGCUUUGAAAAUGAAAAUAGAAGCUACAAUAGCCAAAUUACCUCGUGUCCAUUUUUGCCAAUCCCAAAGCCAGUUAACUUACACAGUCAAAAUCUUGAAUGUGUUAGCCAACGGAGAGCUCUAUGGCUACGCUUGUGUGAUCCGAGUGCAGCCAUUCUGUUGUGCAGUGUUCUCAGAAGCUCCCAAAUCAUGGAUGGUGAAGGAUAAAAACGUCUGCAGCCUGACAACUGAGGAAUGGGUAGACAUGAUGAUGGACGCCGAUCCAGAUCUUCUGUGCUUGUCCAAAGAAUUUGAAUCUCAGCUGAGUCUGUCUAGCAGCCCUCCUCUUAGCAGACCGGUGUACUCCAAGAAAGGCCUGGAACAUAAGAAGACUCUCCAGAGACUGUUAUUUCCAGUGACACCAGGAGAUUUGCAGUAUACUCCCAAAUCCCUCUGGGAGGAGCUGUCCUCAGAGCAUGAAGGUCUGGAGGAAUUAAUAAAUAAGCAAAUGCAGCCUUUCUCCCACGGCAUUUUGAUCCUUUCUAGAAGCUGGGCUGUUGACCUGAAUUUGCAAGAGAAGCAGGGAGUCAUCUGUGAUGCUCUGCUGGUAACAGAGAACAGCCCCCCCAUUUUCUACACCAUCCUCAGGAAACAAGAUGCAGAUGGGAAGAGUUACUGCACCGGUACUGCCUUUACUUUGAAGCAGAAGCUGGUGAACAUGGGGGGCUACACCGGAAAGCUGUGUGUCAUGACCAAGGUCCUCCAUCUGAGUCCUGAGAGCAAUGCAGAGUCCUCUGAAGGUUCAGGCUCUCUGAUUAAUUACCCUAAGUCCUAUAACCUUGCAAACGCCCAGCAGAUGGAAGACUUGCUACAGUCCCUCGUGAUUGUUUUGCUCAGCUUCAGGUCUUUCCUGAGUGACCAGCUUGGCUGUGAAAUUUUAAAUCUUCUCACAGUCCAACAGUAUGAGAUCUUCUCAAAAAACAUCCGCAAAAACAGAGAACUGUUUGUCCAAGGCUUACCUGGCUCAGGGAAGACAAUCAUAGCCAUGAAGAUCAUGGAGAAAAUCAAGAAUGUGUUUGGCUGUGAAGAAAAUGAAAUUCUCUAUGUUUGUGAGAACCAGCUUCUGAGGAACUCUAUCGGUAAUAAAGGUAUCUGCUGUGCAGUGACUCGGAAAACCUUCAUGAGUAAUGACUUCGAAAAGAUUCAACACAUCAUCAUUGAUGAAGCUCAGAAUUUUCGCAAUGAAAAUGGGGACUGGUAUAAGAAGGCCAAAAUCAUCACUCAGAGAGGAGAGGAUUCAAUUCUCUGGGUCUUUCUGGACUACUUUCAGACCAGUCACAUGGAUGACAGUGGCCUCCCCCGUCUCUCAGAUCAGAAUUCAAGAGAAGAGCUCACCAGAGUGGUCCGCAAUGCAGAUCCAAUAGCUAAGUACCUACAACGUAUAAUGCAGAAGAUCAGAGUAAAGCUACCACGUAACAUUCCCCAGAGAUCCCUGGAGAUACUGCGUGAGGCUGAGUGGUGUCAGGGUGUUCCAGGCUUCUGCACUAUUAAGAAGUGCUCAAACUUGCAAGACAUAGGUACCUAUGUAGCAGAGAAGUGCCAGUGGUUCUUGAGGAAUGGUUAUUCCCCUGAUGAUAUUGUUGUGCUUUGUAGCACAAUGGAGGAAGUGGAAAAAUAUAAAGAUUACUUUUCAAAACCAAUGAGGAAGAGAACAAUGUCUCAGAACAAUGUUACCUCCAUUUUGGCCAAUAACAUCAUGUUCGAGAGUAUUCGUAGAUUUUCAGGCCUGGAAAGAAACAUCGUGUUUGGGAUCAAUCCAAGCGCAGCUGAGUCAGCUAUUUUCUACAAUCUUCUUCUCUGUCUGGCUUCCAGGGCCAGGAAGCAUCUGUAUAUUGUGACGCUUCUUGACUGGGAGAUCCCAACCUAAGAAGAGUUGAUAGAGAUAAAAUAUUCCCUCUAUCCCUUCAGUUUCAGAAAAAGAAUGACUACUCUGCAUCAUAAAAACAUUAUUUCUAACAAUGGACGCUUGCAAGAUAACUGGCUUCAGAGUUGUUGCUAUAUUCUGUGAAAGGAACACCUGAAAAGUCUAAUUCUUCAUGUUCUCAACAAAGGUGUCACAGUGCUUUCACAAGACUCCCCAUUUGUGUGUCUGCAUUUGCAAACACUGAAGGAGGGUAUGUAUUUUGGGGGGUGCAUGAUGAGACCCAUUAAAACAUGGGAUGUGAAAAAGAGAAAAUAGAUCUUACCACCUUGAGGGCCUCUAUUGAUGACUGCAUUAAGAAGUUACCUGUCCAUCAUUUCUGUAUGCAGAAGUGUGACAUAAAAUAUACCAUCAAAUUCCUUGAAGGACACAAUCAGGGGACCCUCCAUGGAUAUGUCUGCGGCCAAAGUGGAACAAUUCUGCUGUGCGGUGUUUGUCAAAGAGCCUGGUGCCUGGCAGGUGAAGAAAAACCGUGUGAAACAGCUGGACACAAAGGAAUGGGCAGCUUGGAUGAUGGAAGCUGACCCAGGUCAGGGAGCAGAAUCCACAAUGACUGUAAUAUUGCUGGGGGUUGGGAGGGAGGAAAAGGAGGUAUUAUUUUAGAAUCUGGGGAAAGAGAGGUACUGAGUUGCAGAUGUCUGAUUUGUUAAUUCCUAUCGGUGCUGUUGGUGGCACUGCCCUCCUUUCCUUCUUCCCAUCUUAAAUAUCCUGCAUUCAGCAGAUGCCCGGGCUAGCCGACCCACCAGAGGGUGGUGCAGGAGGCUAUUUGACCAGGUCAUUUCUAUUUUCACCUCCUUUCUUGUGUUCAUAGUCAAGUCUCUUCUUUUUCCAUUCUGAUUAUAAACUCACAUUUAAUUAUUCAGGAAAUUCACGUGUGGUGGCAGAGACCCAAAGACAGGCAAUGGGAAAGUUUUAUAUUGGGGGGGAGGAAGGAAGGCCCAGGUAUGAUCUAUUUUGCGGUUGUUCUAGGGAAGCUGGAGUGGGCUUACUGGAAGAAGGACAUCUUAUGUCACUGGUUAGGGGAGCCCAGUUGGCUUUUUCGGUUGGCGCUGCGUUGGAAGGAGGAAGCAGGCAGUUAUGGACCAUGUCCUGACCGCUUCUGGCCAAUUGCUGCAGGGGUGGUGGGUCAGAGUUCUGUGUUCAUACAUGCUCUGGCUAGUGUCCCUUUGUAUAUUCAGUUUCAACCUCAAAACUUCUAGAUGAAAACAAAGAAAAUAUUUUUACCUUGGGUUCAGCAAACAUAUCUUAGAGAUGAUACUAAAUGCACAAUAUAUAAAAGAAAAAAUUAAUAUAUUGGACCUUGAGAAGGUCUUCUUACUGAAACACACUGUUAAGAGAAUGAAAAUACAAGCCCUUGACUGGACAAAAUAUUUGCAAAUGAUAUACCUGAUAAAGAACUUGUAUCUAUCUAAUUUCUGUAUAGAACUCUUGAAAGGCAAUAAAAACAACCAACCCAAUUUAAAAAUGGAUAAAAGAUUUGAACAGAUACUUCACCAAAGAAGGUAUAUAGAUAGCAAAUAAGUAUAUGAAAUGAUGUUCGACGUCAUUAGUCAUUAGUAAAUGCCAGUUAAAACUACAAUAAGAUAACACUACAUACCUAUUAAAAUAGCUAAAAGGACUCACCAUACCAGGUGUUGGUGAGGCUGUGAAGGAAAGGAACUUGCACACACGCCUGGUAGGAACAUAAAGUACAAGCAUGUUGGGAAAGAGUUUGGUAGUUUCAUACACUUACCAUAUGACCCAGACAUUCCACUUCUAAAUAUUUACCCAAGAGAAAUGAAAACAUGUCCAUACAGAGUUGUACAAGAAUGUCCAUUACACUGUUAUUUGUAAAAGCCAUAAACUACUAACAACCCAAAUACCCAUCAAUAGAAACAGAUUUUGAUUAUCCAUACAAUGGGAUACUACUCAGCAAAAAAAAAAAAUAAUAAGAGAACUGACUUUGGGUGGUG
Rhinolophus ferrumequinum (greater horseshoe bat) is the source of this 5767-nucleotide messenger RNA. It is a transcript of the gene SLFN11, whose product is annotated as schlafen family member 11. Bases 1068 to 3761 code for a protein of 897 amino acids. Gene Ontology annotation, molecular function: tRNA binding. The transcript has 5 exons. NCBI's taxonomy places the organism in Eukaryota, Metazoa, Chordata, Mammalia, Chiroptera, Rhinolophidae. Gene Ontology annotation, biological process: defense response to virus. The record is from RefSeq and is a predicted model, not a curated record.